Messenger RNA from Aplysia californica (California sea hare), 2498 nucleotides. Its product is annotated as probable serine carboxypeptidase CPVL. NCBI's taxonomy places the organism in Eukaryota, Metazoa, Mollusca, Gastropoda, Aplysiida, Aplysiidae. The record is from RefSeq and is a predicted model, not a curated record. Gene Ontology annotation, biological process: proteolysis. Gene Ontology annotation, molecular function: serine-type carboxypeptidase activity.
CAAGGCAGAAGGCGGUGGAAACUCUCGAGGAGAAAAAGCUUCAGAUAGUGUACACUCUUGUCUCAAGUGAUGGCUCGACAGGAUUAGACUUUGAGAACACAUUUCCGACCAGAGGGGAUUUUGUACACUUUGACCUUUGAUCUCUGACCUCAAGUGCGUAGGGGUCAACCAACACAGGCAGUGAAGUGACCAUAAGUGACCGGAAGUGACAGAAGAAGGAGUGGGUGAGAGGAAGAAGAGAGAAGACGAAGAGAACGAGAGGCUUAUUAAUUUGUUCGUGGAUUAUGAAAGGAGGGCUAUUGAAGGACUAUAAGAGGAGUGUUGCUCAUACUAUGGAGGGAUUUCGUGGUCUUUAGGUGGACUUAGAAUCGGUACAUUCUCCUUUCUGUGAGUGACAGAAGAAGUGAAAGAAUAAGUGACUGAUUCAAGAUUAUUAGAGAUUGUUUACCUAAUUCUUCCGUGAGUGACAGACGGUGGCAGUAUUAUUAAAGCGGAUUCCUUCACCCAAUUUGUGAGUGAAAGAAGGAGGCAGAAUUGGAGCGCAUUCGUUCAUCCAGUCUGUGAGUGACAGAAGGAGGGAAGCAGGAUUGAAGCGGAUUCAUUUACCCAAUCUGUGAGUGAAAGAAGGUGGCAGGAUUGAAAAAUGUCUUCCCGCUGGAGUCCCUCCUCUUUCUUCUCUUUCCUUCUUCUCUCCACCACACUCUUCCUCCUCCUCCUCCUCCUCCUCCCCCUCCCAGUCAUCCAAGCGACCAGCGCUCAGCAGACCAUCUCAUCCUCCUCAAACUUCGCACAGCACAACGACAACAACAACUACAGCAACAACAAUAACAGGAAAAACAGCAAUAGUUACAAGAUGGAAACCAACGCCAGCAACAACAAUAACAAAAACAGCAACAGCAACAGCAACAACAGCAAAACCAACAACAACGAAGACGACGGCGAAGAAGAAAAAGGAGAAGAAGAUGAACACCAACCCCUCUUCCUCACCCCUCUCCUCAACUCGGGGCAGGCGGAAAAAGCGCGCGAACUGAGUCACGUGAAGGGCGACGACCUUCCCAGCAGCCACUCGGGCUACUUGACUGUAGACGAGGUCAAAGGUCACCACCUGUUCUUCUGGUUCUUCCCCUCCCCCCGGGACACCCCCAACACGCCCCUCCUCCUCUGGCUCAACGGAGGCCCUGGCGCCUCCUCCAUGCUGGGCCUAUUUCUGCUCAACGGACCGCUAGAGGCCAGGCUCGGGGAGGAGGGGGAGGAGGGUCCUCAGUUCAUCAAGAGAAACGCCUCGUGGGUGGGGCCUUUCUCCAUGCUCUACGUGGAUCAGCCGGUGGGGGCUGGAUACAGUUUCUCAUCCAGCGGCUCCGCCACCUACCCCAAAGACCAGGACGAGUACACCGAAGAGCUCUACACCUUCAUCCACCAGUUCUACGCCCUCUUCCCCUGGCUACACCAGCGAGCACUCUACCUCGGGGGCCAAUCAUACGCCGGCAAGUAUGUGCCAGCCCUGGCCUACAAACUCCACCAAGACAUCGUGGCUGGCUCACAUGUUCUCCCGCUGGUGGGCGUGUACGUGGGCGGGGCUUUUUUCGACCCGCCCACAAUGCUGGAGAGCUUCUUCAAGCUGCCCUACGCUUUGGGUAUCUUGAGCCACAGCGAUCUGUGUCAUAUGACGUCAGCUGUUAGAGACCUGUACCAGGAUUACCUCCUCACGGGGUUGGUUAACGAAACUUUUUCUUCCGUUGCAGAAGUGAUGUUCCCUCUUCAGAUCAGGAGAGGAAUCAAUCUGUAUAACUUUGUGAACCACAUGGAUCGACUGCGAUACGAGAAGGUGGUGAAUCACAUCAUGACGUCCCCGGACAUGCGCAGACAGCUGCACGUGGGAACUAGGACGGACUUCCGGUCCAUCAACACGGCGCUCCUCGUGUGGUAUUUCCUAGACGGCUUCCGGAGCACCAAGCGAGAGCUGGCCGUCCUCAUGGACAACUACAAGGUGCUGUUGUUUAACGGGAACUACGACGCUAUCGUGAGCGCCGUGAUGACGGAAGAGGCGCUGCUGUCCACCCCGUGGUCACUCCAGGCCACUUAUAACGGCAGCACGCGCGAGGUGUGGCGGGAAGGGGACACGCUCCUGGGAUACUACACCAGGGUGGGUGACCUGUGCAGGGUCAUAGUCCACGGGGCGGGUCACAACACGCCGUACGAUCGGCCGGACGCCUCCCUCAAGAUGAUCAAAGCGUUCGUCUUUCAGGGCUGUCUCGGUCCAGAUCCUCCCUCCUCCUCCUCUUCUGAAUCCAGCACUCCACCCUCCUCCUCCUCCCCCUCCUCCUUCUCUUUUUCUUUGUCCUCUUCUUCCUCUAAUUCUUCUUCCUCCUCCUCCCCCUCCUCCUCCUCACCCUCCUCCUCAUCAGAACGUAUCGCCUCGUCCAUUUGUUAUGCUGUGUGGUCUGUUGUUUUAUUCGGAUAUUUUCUAUUCACCUAAGCCCUGGCGGAAAUUGUGUAUG